Molecule: messenger RNA, 2433 nt
Organism: Aegilops tauschii subsp. strangulata
Lineage: Eukaryota; Viridiplantae; Streptophyta; Magnoliopsida; Poales; Poaceae
Product: probable LRR receptor-like serine/threonine-protein kinase At2g23950
Biological process (GO): protein phosphorylation
Molecular function (GO): protein binding; protein kinase activity; ATP binding
Source: RefSeq, a predicted model, not a curated record
CUCCCUUGCACCGUCGCACGACACGAGACGAGAAAAAGCGAGCAGCGACGCAAAGCAAAGCAAAGCAAAGCGAAGCCACCCCCAUCAUCUCUGCUCCGCUCCCUCCCACGCUUUUCUCACUCUCCCCCUCGGGCGCCUCUCGCCUCCAUCAUCCCCCCCACCGCUCCGAUGGCCUCCUCUGUCUCUGACCCUCCACUCCUUCCCGUCGUCGUCGUCCUCCUCCUCCUCUCCGCCGCCCCAUUCCUCGCAUUCUCCUCGGAGCCUCUCAACGCCGAAGUGAUGGCGCUGGUGGCCAUCAAGCAGGGGCUGGUGGACGCGCACGGCGUGCUGAGCAACUGGGACGAGGACUCCGUCGACCCCUGCAGCUGGGCCAUGAUCACCUGCUCCCCCCACAACCUCGUCAUUGGCCUGGGAGCGCCCAGCCAGGGCUUGUCGGGGACCCUGUCCGGGAGGAUCGCCAACCUCACUAAUCUUGAGCAAGUGCUGCUGCAGAACAACAACAUCACGGGGCGGCUGCCGCCGGAGCUGGGCGCGCUGCCGAGGCUGCAGACGCUGGACCUCUCCAACAACCGCUUCUCCGGCCGCGCGCCCGGCACGCUGGGCCGCCUCUCCAAGCUCCGGUACCUGAGGCUAAACAACAACAGCUUGUCGGGGCCGUUCCCCGCGUCGCUGGCCAGCAUCCCACAGCUCUCCUUCCUGGACUUGUCCUACAACAACCUCUCCGGCCCUGUCCCGUUCUUCCCCACAAGAACCUUCAACAUCGUGGGCAAUCCGAUGAUCUGCGGCAGCCAUGUCGACUGCGCCGCCGCGCUGGCUCCGGCCACCGGGCCAUUCCCGCUGGCAUCCACGUCCACCCCGAGCAGCAGGAGCAGGUCAAAGGCUGGCGCGGUGGGAGUGGGAGUAGGAGUAGGGACAGGCCUGGGCGCCUCCUCCCUGCUGCUUUUCGCCGUGUCCUGUCUUCUUUGGAGCCGCCGGCGCCGGCAGCGCUGCCCCUCCCUCCUCGAGCAAGGUGGUAGAGAUUUGGAGGGCGGGGUGGCGGCGCGGCUGGGGAACGUGCGCCAGUUCGGGCUGCGGGAGCUGCACGCGGCCACGGACGGGUUCAGCGCCAGGAACAUCCUGGGCAGGGGCGGGUUCGGGGACGUGUACCGGGGCCGGCUCGCCGACGGCACGGCCGUGGCCGUGAAGCGGCUCAAGGACCCCAGCGGCGCGUCCGGGGAGGCGCAGUUCCGCACGGAGGUGGAGAUGAUCAGCCUCGCCGUGCACCGCCACCUGCUCCGCCUCCUCGGCUUCUGCGCCGCCGCCUCCGGCGAGCGCCUCCUCGUCUACCCCUUCAUGCCCAACGGCUCCGUCGCCGCCCGCCUCCGAGGGAAGCCGGCGCUGGGGUGGCAGACGCGGAAGCGGAUCGCGGUGGGGGCGGCGCGGGGGCUGCUGUACCUGCACGAGCAGUGCGACCCCAAGAUCAUCCACCGGGACGUCAAGGCCGCCAACGUGCUGCUGGACGAGCACCACGAGGCCGUCGUCGGCGACUUCGGCCUCGCCAAGCUGCUCGACCACGGCGACUCGCACGUCACCACCGCCGUGCGCGGCACCGUCGGCCACAUCGCCCCCGAGUACCUCUCCACGGGCCAGUCCUCCGACAAGACGGACGUCUUCGGCUUCGGCGUCCUGCUGCUCGAGCUCGUCACCGGCCAGCGCGCGCUCGAGGUCGGCAAGGGCUCCGGCCUCAGCCUCACCCACAAGGGCGUCAUGCUUGACUGGGUGAGGAAGGUGCACCAGGAGAAGAUGCUGGACUUGCUGGUCGACCAAGAGCUGGGGCCUCACUACGACAGGAUCGAGGUGGCCGAGAUGGUGCAGGUCGCCCUGCUCUGCACCCAGUUCCAGCCGUCCCACCGCCCGAGGAUGGCCGAGGUGGUGCGGAUGCUCGAAGGCGACGGCCUCGCCGACAAAUGGGAGGCCACCAACCGGCCGCCGCGCGACGGCCUUGGCGACGACCACCGCAACGACCCCAACGGGUGGGGCUCCUUCAACGACUACCAUGACAAUGGCGGCAGCAGCCUCGGCAGCGACGAGGCGCGGUCAGUCGACAUGGCGGAGGAGAUGGAGCUGUCAGGGCCGAGGUAGCGGCGCUGCAUGUUCAGAAAGAACAGCCAAAUUCAGAGCACUUCGAGAGAAAAGAAAGAGAUAGAGGGGUGGGGUGGGGGAGAGAAUGGGGAUUGGAUUUGUUGCUAGCUAGUACGUAGUUUCAUAGCUAGUAGUAUAAGAUGUUCAGUUUUAGUCGACGAGAUGUGUAGCUUCUGAUCAAGCGUUCGCUUUCCCUAGAAAGAUGUAAAGAAAAUUUGUUGGCUUCUCUUUUACGGGGAUCCAUUUCCGCACACAAGCAUCGAGAAUAGAGAAUUUCAUACGCAACUUCAAGAUGAUCUUGUUGAGCAUCAA